CCACUUGCAGAAGAUCUUUCUCCUUUGCCUGAAGCUGACAACGGUGGAGUUACUGUGACAGAAAGUUCGACUCCCAUUGCUGAAUCAGCUUCUUCCAAGAUUAACAUUGCGUUGCAACCAAAAGUUUCAGAAAAUUCAGAAGAUGCUACCUCUAGGGAUUGUUCAAUUCAGUAUCAAACAUCUGUUUCUCCUCUUCGAGAAAGCUCGACUCCCAUUGCCGAAACAGCUUCAUCCAAGACGAAUAGUGCGUUGCAACCAGAAGAUGCUACAACUAGGGCUUGUUCAGUUCAGUAUGAAACAUCUAUUUCUCUUUUAGGUGAAGAUAUGUCUCCUCCUCUGCCUGAAGCAGACAAAGACGGUGGCGUUAUUGUUACAGAGAGUUCAACUCCCAUUGCAGAGGCAGCUUUUUCCAAGACUAACAAUGGAUCUCAAACAGAAGAUAUACAAAAACCAGAUGAUGAAUCUACAAAGCCUGUUACUCUCAGGAACAACAUUGGUGAAUGUUCUACUCAUGAUCUUCCCAGUAACGAUGAGACUGCAUCAGAUUCAGCGGUGGAGAAUGGUAACGACGGUAAAGAUGCAAAGGAGGAUCAGCUCAAGGAAGCAACAACCAUUCUUCAGAAAAGAGUGUUCAAAGCAUUCUCGGCAGCAACCCGAUGGUAUGUUGUUGUUAUCUACAAUGCCACCAAUCAAAUGAGUUGAUAUUUGGUCGAAUGCUUUGAACAUUUUUAAUGAUUGUGUGGUGAGUUUCUUUCACUUUUUGGUUGAAUGCUUUGAACACUCUUGUUCUCUCUAAUCACUAUUCACUCUUUUUAUU
This is a messenger RNA of Brassica oleracea var. oleracea, 817 nucleotides long. Its product is annotated as phosphoinositide phosphatase SAC2-like. The record is from RefSeq and is a predicted model, not a curated record. The coding region runs from base 325 to 702 and encodes 125 amino acids. The transcript is spliced from 4 exons. Lineage: Eukaryota; Viridiplantae; Streptophyta; Magnoliopsida; Brassicales; Brassicaceae.